This is a messenger RNA of Chroicocephalus ridibundus (black-headed gull), 2026 nucleotides long. Its product is annotated as zinc finger and BTB domain-containing protein 9-like. NCBI's taxonomy places the organism in Eukaryota, Metazoa, Chordata, Aves, Charadriiformes, Laridae. The record is from RefSeq and is a predicted model, not a curated record. Gene Ontology annotation, biological process: regulation of transcription by RNA polymerase II. Gene Ontology annotation, molecular function: RNA polymerase II cis-regulatory region sequence-specific DNA binding; protein binding; DNA-binding transcription factor activity, RNA polymerase II-specific.
UUCAUGGGGCAACAGAGGGUGCCAUGGGGCAACUGGGCACCCAAGAGGGCAGCCCAUGGGGCAUCAGAACAGUUCAUGGGGCAACAGGACGCUCUGUGGGCAGGACAACAGGCUGGCCGAGGGGGCAACAGGGCACCCAUGUGGGCAACAGGGCACCUGAGGGGGCAACUGGGCACCCCAUGGGGCAACGGGGCACCCCGUGGUCAUUAGAAAGUUCAAGGGGCAACAGGGCAUCCCAUGGGGCAAGAAGAUGCCCUGUGGGGCAACAAGGUGCCUGGGAGGGCAACAGGGCACCCAAGUGGGCAACAGGGCAAUCAAGGGGACCCUAAAUCACUCCGUGGGGCAGUAGAACAUUCAUUGGGCAACCGGGCACCCAAGUGGGCAACCGGGCACCCAAGUGGGCAACAGGGCAAUCAAGGGGACCCUAAAUCACUCCGUGGGGCAGUAGAACAUUCAUUGGGCAACCGGGCACCCAAGUGGGCAACCGGGCACCCCAUGGGGCAGUAGAACAGUUCACGGGGCAUCAGGGUGCCCAAGGGCCAACAGGGCACCCAAGGGCACCCUAGAGCGCCCCGUGGGUCAGUAGACUGUUCAUGGGGCAACGAGGCACCCCAUGGGGUAACAGGGUGCCCAAAGGGGCAACCGGGUGCCCAAAAGGGCAAGUGGCCGCCCCUGCUCCGUGUGACAGCCGUGUCCCCGCAGGCUCGUGGCGGGGAGGAUGGCGGCGGAGGGGGGCCGGGUGCAGAUCUCCUUCCCCCAGCACGCGGCGGCGCUGCUGGACUCCCUCAACCGCCUGCGGCUGGAGGGGAAGUUCUGCGACGUGGCCGUCCACGUGGGCGGCCGCAUCUUCCCGGCCCACAAGAGCGUCCUGGCCGCCGCGUCCCCCUUCUUCCACGACAAGCUGCUGCUGCAGGAUGGGGGGCGCCUGCUGCUGCCCCCCGCCAUCGACCCCGACGCCUUCGAGGGGCUCCUGCACCUCAUCUACUCCGGGCGGUUGACGUUGCUGUUGGAGGCCCUGCCCGGUCAUCUCUUGGUGGCCAGCGGUCUCCAGAUGUGGCACGUGGUGGACCAGUGCUCGGAGAUCCUGAGGGAGCUGGAGGGGGCCUGCCGGUGGGCUGGGCGGGGCAACGAGCCCCUGCGUGGUGGCGAUGGCUCUUCAUGGGCCACCUGCGGCGGUGACGCGGCAACGCCAUCUUUCACCAAGGAGGGGGGCGAGGAGGUCCUCAAAAUCCGCGUGGCCACUGAUGUGGCGCCAGCAGCCACGUCGUCCCUGAGCUCCCUCCUGAAGGACACGGGCGAGGAGGUCCUCAAGAUCUGUGUGGAGGAGGACGAGGAGGAAGAAGAAGAGGAGGAGGAAGAGGGCGGCCACCGCCGCCGCCACCGCCCCACCGACGCCCUCCAGAUCGUGCUGGAGGAGGAUGAGGAGGAAGACGGGGCCCCCGGAGACGCCCACGAGCCCCCCAAGAUCUUCUACAUCAAGCAAGAAGCGGGCGACGGCGCCGCCGUUGAGGGCCUCCUGCCGGCGGCGGAGUUGGCCGGGGGCUUCGCCCCGGCGGAGGUGAGCUACGUCAUCCCGGCCGGCGGCGGCGGGACGAUGGUGACAACGGGCGGCACGCUGGUGACAGGCGGGGGGGCGGCCGUCUUCCCGCAGCCGUCUUGGAAACCGGUGGACCUUCACGGGAACGAGAUCCUGGGCCGGGGCCAAGCGCUUCACGCCCCGGUGAAGUUGGGAGCGGCUCCCGACGGCAAACGCUUCGGUUGCCUGUGCGGCAAACGCUUCGCCGUCAAGCCCAAGCGGGACCGGCACAUCAUGCUGACCUUCAGCCUGCGGCCCUUCGCCUGCGCCGCCUGCCACAAGCGCUUCAAGCUGAAGCACCAUCUGACGGAGCACAUGAAGACCCACGACGGGGCCGGCAGGGCCUGCGAGCGCUGCGGCCGCCACUUCCGCCUGCGCAGCGGCCUGGACAAACACCGGCCCCUCUGCCAGGGGGCUCGCUGGGGAGGGGGGUGCUGGGCCUGCGACUGA